Molecule: messenger RNA, 2220 nt
Organism: Musca domestica (house fly)
Lineage: Eukaryota; Metazoa; Arthropoda; Insecta; Diptera; Muscidae
Exons: 1
Coding region: 1-2220 (739 amino acids)
Biological process (GO): proteolysis
Molecular function (GO): aspartic-type endopeptidase activity
Source: RefSeq, a predicted model, not a curated record
AUGUGGUAUCUCAAAACCAAUUUGUCUGGCGAGGCUGGCAAACUAAUCAGUCAUCUAUCCUUGACAGAGGAUAAUUACAAAACGGCAUGGAUGUUGCUGCAAGAACGUUAUAACAAUAAGCGGGUUCUUGUUUCCACUCUAGUAGAACGGAUUUUGAGUCAACCAAAUGGAACUUCAUCAACGGCCUAUAUCAAGGCUCUGCAUGACAAUACAAAGGAAUGCAUGCUAGCCCUCAACAAUCUUCAAAUCGACACAACGUCUUGGGAUGCUCUAUUGAUUCAAUUGAUCACAAAGAAAUUGGAUCACGCUCUGUACAUACGAUUCAUGCAAUCACUGGCGAAUCCGAAGGAAGUUCCUACUAUGAAAGAGCUGUUUUCAUUUUUGGAACUUCAAUUCGAAUCAAUGGAAUCGAUUGGAAAAGCGGCAUCUACGCACAAGGGUUCAACCAAAACUGUUUCGUCCGUAACAUCAGUGGAGGAUCACAGGAGUUGUAAACUAUGCAAGAACGACUCCCAUCCAAUUUAUCAUUGUAAGAAGUUCUUGGCAAUGACAGAAGGUGAGCGAUUGAAAUGGAUACAGCAACAUAAAUUGUGUGUAAAUUGUUUCAAAUCGGACCAUGCAGCAAAAACUUGUUUUUCUGGCAACUGCAAAAUAUGUAGUAAUAAGCACAAUACACUGCUACAUUUGCCAAAAAAGUCUCAACCGUCGCCGAAGGCCUCAAAUCAAUCACCACCAACAAAAAUCGAUAUCGCACCAGUUAACGUUACUGCAGUUUCUUCGGCAUCAGCAGAAGAUCAGAAAAAUGUAAUUCUAGCAACGGCUAGAGUCAUCAUCAAAGCGACUAACGGUAUGUCAGGCGAAUUUAGAGCGGUGUUAGACUCGGGUUCGCAAGUGAACAUUGUGACGGAAAGACUCAUACAAAAAUUGUCACUUAGAACAGCAGAUGCCUCUUUAUCUAUUUCCGGAGUCGGAAGGAUUCAGAAGAAGGCUUAUCAUCGGGUAAACAUACAAAUGUUAUCAAGCAAUUCUGAAUUUUCCACAAAUUUGGAAGCAUUUGUUUUGCCCACAAUUAUACCUCCGCAACCAAAUCAUGAUUUGGAUAUACAAAACUGGCAAAUUCCCAAGAAUAUUAGAUUAGCAGACCCUAAUUUUAACGUUCAAGGAAAAAUUGACAUUUUACUCGGAGCUGAGUUUUACUUCAGUUUAAUGCAACCAGGCACAAUAAAACUAAAUGGUCAUCAACCCAUACUCCAAAAUAUUGCGCUUGGCUGGAUUGUAGGUGGUUUAGUUCAACAAUCGUCAACGGACGACACAUCAGCAGCGCUAACAUGCGCAAUUUUUAGUGAAACAUCACUGGAACAAGCUAUCGAAAAAUUAUGGAAACUUGAGGAAGUGGAAUCAACUGAAAAGGUCAUGUCUCCAUUAGAAACCCUUUGCGAAUCUCACUUCAAUCAACAUGUUAAGACGGAUCAGAAUGGUCGUUUCAUCGUCAGCUUUCCGUUUCAAGAAUCUCCAACAGCAUUGGGGAAAUCACAUGCAAUGGCUUAUAACCGAUUUAUGAGCCUUGAACGCCGACUUCUACAGAAGGAAGAUAUCCGAAGUCAGUACAUUAAAUUUAUGCGAGAAUAUGAACAAUUAGGACACAUGCAAAAGAUUGACGUGUGUACCGUAUCAAAUCCUAAAUAUUUUAUUCCGCAUCAUUGUGUUCUUAAGCCCGAUAGUACAACAACAAAACUUAGGGUUGUAUUUGACGCAUCAGCGAAAACUUCAUCAGGUCAAUCGUUAAAUGAUCUAAUGUAUACAGGACCAAUCGUACAAAGUGAAUUGUUUUCUAUUUUGCUGAGGUUUCGAUUGCCAAAAUUCGUCUUCACAACCGAUAUUGAAAAGAUGUACAGGCAGAUUUUAAUGCAUCCCGAUGAUCAAAGGUAUCAGCUAAUUAUCUGGAGAGAGGAUCCAUCCCAUCCAGUCAGUUAUUACAUACUUAAUACGGUCACAUAUGGGACACGUUCAGCACCGUAUCUGGCUACAAAAUGCUUACAAAAGAUUGCAAACGAGAACAUGGAGCGUUAUCCAUUAGGCUCACAAAUGCUGAAAGAUAAUUUUUAUAUGGAUGACGGUCUCGGCGGUACAGAUAGCCUAAGUACAGCUAUUGAAAUACAAAAGGAGUUAAUAACAAUCUUGAAACAACACGGCUUCAUUCUAAUACACCAAGAUUGCUGA